Molecule: messenger RNA, 3560 nt
Organism: Dermacentor albipictus
Lineage: Eukaryota; Metazoa; Arthropoda; Arachnida; Ixodida; Ixodidae
Source: RefSeq, a predicted model, not a curated record
AUGUUUGUCGCGGGCAAUGAUAAGGGAACAAUGGAAGUCCGCUCUUGCUUAUAAAAGGUUCACCUGUGAAGCACCUCGCAUCACUCGAAAGCACAAGCGCCUUCCAGAUGGCUUCAGUCGUUGCCGCUGUCAUGCUGUGCUCAGCAUUCCUGGCGCCAACCUACGCCCAAGGUCCCGAGCAGCAUACUCGGCCUAACAACGGUUUCAGCGUUGCGCUCUUCAAGGAACUCUGUUCGAAGACGGCCGGCCAGAACGUCUUCUUUUCACCAGCGAGCAUCAGCAUCGCCUUGGGAAUGCUCUACGCCGGAGCUGGGGGCAAGACCCUCGAGGAGUUGUCUUCUGUUCUGGGACUCUCGGAUGCUGAGAUCGUCGACAGGGACGUUGUGCUAACGGCGUACAAGUCAUUCCUAGAGACGAAGCCCGCAAACGCUACGUUGGACAUAGCCAACACGGUCCUUGUCCAGAAGGACUUCGAGAUCCUGGAUCAGUACAGGAGUGACGUGGUCAAGUACUUCCAAGCCGAGGCGAGGUCCGUUGACUUCUUUCGGGAUGGCUCGAGAGUGACGGCCGAAAUCAACGAAUGGGUUAAAGAAAAGACCAAAGGAAAGAUCCCGACGCUUCUGGACGCGGCUCUGCCAAUGAACGCCGCAGCGUUUCUGAUCAACGCCGUCUACUUCAAGGGAACGUGGGUGACCAAGUUCCAAGCGCGUAACACCAAGCCGCUGCCUUUCUACAACCACGGUCGAGACAAGGUGAAUGUGGCCACCAUGUCGGUGCGUCGGUACUUCGGCUACGCCGAUGUGGACGAACUGCAGGCGAGGGCCUUGGAAGUCCCUUACGCGGGAGACAGGUUCGGCAUGAUCAUCGUGCUCCCCAACAGCAGGACCGGGCUGCCGACGGUCGAAGCCCACCUGACGACCGGCCUGGUGGACAAGAUCGCGAGCCAUCUAACGCAGAGGGACGUCCACCUGUGGCUGCCCAAGUUCGAGCUGCAUACCGACUACGACCUCGUGGCGCCGCUCCGUAGGCUGGGACUGGAAAGCGCCUUCGGCGACGGUGCGGACUUUUCUGGCAUCAGCGACAGGAACGACUUGGCGGUGUCCGAUGUCAAGCACAAGGCCAUGGUCGAAGUGAGCGAGGAAGGCACUGUGGCUGCUGCCGUCACGUCGGUCCGCAUGAGAUGGAGGAAGGGGAAAAGCGUUGGAUCUAUGCCCCCCACUCCGUUCCGCGUCGAGCACCCUUUCGCGUUCCUAAUUUGGGACAAAGUGAGCAAGCAAGCGCUUUUCAUGGGGUCGGUUAGGACGAUGGAAAAGAGCGUCGAGACGUCGUCGGAAAGGAAGGCUGCAAUGGCCACUGCAUCGCCGCCGGGUCUUCAGCAGCCGCCACCGCUGGACUUCGACACUACCUCAGAGUGGCCGGCGUGGAUACUGCACUUCGACGACUAUCGCUAUGCGUCGGGCCUGAAUGAGCGCCCGGAAGAGGCACAAGUACGCACUCUGCUUUAUACCAUGGGUCGACAAGCAAGGGACAUCUUCGCCACCUUCAAUCUUUCUGCAGAAUAUUCGAAGAAAUUUGAGCUGGUCAAAAAGAAGUUCGACGGUUACUUCAUCAAGGAGAGCAACGUUGUCUACGAGAGCGCUUGCUUUCACAAGCGGCACCAGAUGCCUGGCGAGUCAAUUGACCAGUUUAUGACUGCUCUACACGUCUUGGCGGACAAAUGCGACUUCGGAGAAUUCAAGCAGCGCCUCAUCAGGGACCGGUUCGUCGUGGGCCUGCGGGAUGAAAAACUUUCCGAGUCGCUCCAAAUGGAUCCCAAGCUGUCUCUCGCAACAGCUCUGGCGAGGGCCCGCCUUAAAGAGACCGUUCAGCAGCAGCAAGAAGAACUUCGAAACUGCAACGAAGUCCACAAAUACACACCGUGCAAGCCAUGUGAAGACGUCAAUGUCGACGCCGUGGGCUACCACAGGAAACCGCAACGCAGCAAGGAAACCCGGCCGACAUCAGCUCGUUCCGAGGGACCGUGCAUCUUCUGCGGAGGCAACUCGCACCCAAGGACAGCUUGCCCAGCGAGAGGCCAGAGGGCAACCCCAGGCGUUCUUGGCCCUAGUCCGGCUGAAAUCCUCAUGGGCCGGCGCCUUAGGACAAGAGUUCCAAUGGCGCCGCAGUUGCGUGGUCCAGUGCAGCCACCGCUGCGUAAUCUUGUGGCCAAAGACAGUGCCAACAAGAAGCUACAAGCACGGUACAACAGCACAAGCGCCUUCCAGAUGGCUUCAGUCGUUGCCGCUGUCAUGCUGUGCUCAGCAUUCCUAGCGCCAACCUAUGCCCAAGGUGCCGAGCAGCAUGCUCGGCCUAACAACGGUUUCAGCGUUGCGCUCUUCAAGGAAUUCUGUUCGAAGACGGCCGGCCAGAAUGUCUUCUUUUCACCCACGAGCAUCAGCAUCGCCUUGGGAAUGCUCUACGCCGGAGCUCGGGGCAAGACCCUCGAGGAGUUGUCUUCUGUUCUGGGACUCUCGGAUGCUGAGCCCGUCGACAGGGACGUCGUGCUAACGGCGUACAAGUCAUUCCUAGAGACGAAGCCCGUAAACGCUACAUUGGACAUAGCCAACACGGUCCUCAUCCAGAAGGACUUCAAGAUCCUGGACCAGUACAGGAGUGACGUGGUCAAGUACUUCCAAGCCGAGGCGAGGUCCGUUGACUUCGUUCGGGACGGCUCGAGAGUGACGGCUGAAAUCAACAAAUGGGUUAAAGAAAAGACCAAGGGAAAGAUCCCGAAGCUUCUGGACGCGGCUCUGCCAAUGAACACCGCAGCGUUUCUCAUCAACGCCGUCUACUUCAAGGGAACGUGGGUGACCAAGUUCCAAGCACGUAACACCAAGCCGCUGCCUUUCUACAACCACGGUCGAGACAAGGUGAAUGUGGCCACCAUGUCGGUGCGUCGGUACUUCGGCUACGCCGAUGUGGACGAACUGCAGGCGAGGGCCUUGGAAGUCCCUUACGCGGGAGACAGGUUCGGCAUGAUCAUCGUGCUCCCGAUCAGCUGGACCGGGCUGCCGGCGGUCGAAGCCCACCUGACGACCGGCCUGGUGGACAAGAUCGCGAGCCAUCUAACGCAGAGGGAUGUCCACCUGUGGCUGCCCAAGUUCGUGAUGCACACCGACUACGACCUCGUGGCGCCGCUCCGUAGGCUUGGACUGGAAAGCGCCUUCGGCGACGGUGCGGACUUUUCUGGUAUCAGCGACCGGAACGGCUUGGCGGUGUCCGAUGUCAAGCACAUGGCCAUGGUCGAAGUGGACGAGGAAGGCACUGUGGUUGCCGCCGACACGUCGGUCCGCGUGACGGAGGGGAAAAGCGUUGGAUCUGUGCCUCCCACUCCGUUCCGCGUCGAGCACCCUUUCGCGUUCUUAAUUUGGGACAAAGUGAGCAAGCAAGCGCUUUUCAUGGGGGCGGUUAGGAGUCUCAAGUGAUCCGUCAUCACGCUUACGUAUAACAAAGUGCCUCAAACGUUCCCUAAGAGCGUGUGAGCAAUUCGCAAACUUGAGUUUGUGCACCUUAAUUGUCCC